Molecule: messenger RNA, 1051 nt
Organism: Rhineura floridana
Lineage: Eukaryota; Metazoa; Chordata; Lepidosauria; Squamata; Rhineuridae
Gene: C1QL3
Product: complement C1q like 3
Exons: 2
Coding region: 1-768 (255 amino acids)
Molecular function (GO): protein binding
Source: RefSeq, a predicted model, not a curated record
AUGGUGCUGCUGCUGGUCAUCCUCAUCCCGGUGCUGGUGAGCUCGGCGGGCACGUCGGCGCACUACGAGAUGCUGGGCACCUGCCGCAUGGUCUGCGACCCCUACGGCGGCACCAAGGUGCCCAGCACGGCGGCCACGCCCGACCGCGGCCUCAUGCAGUCCCUGCCCACCUUCAUCCAGGGCCCGAAGGGCGAGGCCGGCCGGCCUGGAAAGGCCGGGCCACGUGGGCCCCCGGGGGAGCCCGGCCCGCCGGGGCCCGUGGGCCCGCCGGGCGAGAAAGGUGAGCCAGGGCGCCAGGGACUGCCGGGCCCGCCUGGGGCGCCGGGCUUGAACGCGGCCGGGGCGAUCAGCGCCGCCACCUACAGCACCGUGCCCAAGAUCGCCUUCUACGCGGGCCUCAAGAGGCAGCACGAAGGCUACGAGGUGCUCAAGUUCGACGACGUGGUCACCAACCUGGGAAACCACUACGAUCCCACGACGGGCAAGUUCACCUGCUCGAUCCCCGGCAUCUACUUCUUCACCUACCACGUGCUCAUGCGCGGCGGCGACGGCACCAGCAUGUGGGCCGAUCUCUGCAAGAACAACCAGGUGCGAGCUAGUGCAAUAGCUCAGGAUGCAGAUCAAAACUACGAUUAUGCCAGUAACAGCGUCGUUUUACAUUUGGAGCCAGGAGAUGAAGUCUACAUAAAAUUAGAUGGAGGAAAAGCACAUGGAGGAAACAACAACAAAUACAGCACAUUUUCUGGAUUUAUAAUUUAUGCUGACUGAUAAUGAGUGAAACCCUAAAUCACAUUCUUCUAAGUGAUGGAUUCACAUGGGAAAAAAAUCAAUGAAUCAAAAAUCCCAGAGGAUACUGGCUGUGGGACACCUCAUUAAUGGGGAAAAUGCUACCUGACUCACAUCUGUACAACCCAGAGUGUUAAAAAAUAUAGGGCAAGUUAAACAGAUGUGUGAUCCACUAUCGCCAAAGCAAAAUACUCCUUGUUGUUAGUGUCCAUGUGAAUGAAGUCCUAUAUAGAUCACAACUUUUAUAUAGAGAGAAAAAUCUUAA